AUGGCUCAAGAUAAAGAUACCAUUAAACUUCAAGUUACCCAAUUUCUUUGUGGUGUAACUACUUUAAAGGGUAAUCAUUAUUCACGAACUUCUUUAAAAAAUGCUUUAUCUGCCAUUAGUAGACAUCUGCAAGAUGUCAAACCGGGCUGGAGAUAUAAUUUACAUAACAAAGUUGAUUUUCCUGAUUUAUAUGCUCGUUUUGAUUGUCUUCUUAAAGAUAUGAAAAAGAAGGGUAUUG
Messenger RNA from Funneliformis geosporum, 238 nucleotides. The record is from the annotation of a GenBank genome assembly. NCBI's taxonomy places the organism in Eukaryota, Fungi, Glomeromycota, Glomeromycetes, Glomerales, Glomeraceae.